Messenger RNA from Salvia miltiorrhiza (redroot sage), 2256 nucleotides. RefSeq lists its product as uncharacterized. The record is from RefSeq and is a predicted model, not a curated record. Bases 104 to 1966 code for a protein of 620 amino acids. Gene Ontology annotation, molecular function: zinc ion binding. The transcript has 5 exons. Lineage: Eukaryota; Viridiplantae; Streptophyta; Magnoliopsida; Lamiales; Lamiaceae.
UGGUACAAAAACAAGUUUCAAAAAGUGGGCAACGUUAACUUUGCAGUCGCAACUGUUGACUGAUUUUCACUACAGUAAGCAAAAUGUGAAUCAAAAGCACUCCAUGAUUGCAAACCUCCUUUCUCUCUCUCUACAACUUUUUUAUCACUGCUUCAGAGAUACAGAGAGAGAGAUAAUGGAAGGGCCGUCGUGGUCGGGGCACUUCCCCGCCGCCGCCCGCUACCAGCGGUGCUUCAUCUGCCCCACGUGCAACGCCAGAAGCUGCCGCCGCCUUCAGUCCCACACCCUCAAAAACCCCGGUCGCUUCUUCUUCUCUUGCCCCGAUGACAAUUUUUUCAAGUGGGAAGACGAGGUGAGGCCCCAUGAAUGGAUCGAGGUGCCUAACUGCGGCGGUUGUGGGGCCGGAGUUUGCCGGGUUAGGAAGGAAACCGCCGGACCCAAUGCGGGUCGGAUCAUGUUCAUGUGCAGGGUAAAGGAGGGAGAAGGUUCUUGUGGCUAUAGAGUUUGGCAAGACGAGCUAGAAAUGAUAGAAGCUUGUCAGGCAGAGGAAAGGGCUCUGUCUCGAUCAGGAAUCGUAAAUUGCAACGGUGAAGUUACUGAUGCAGUCGAGGUCAGCAAGCAGAGAGAUGAAGGGACGGAUCAUGUAUCGCCUUCCGUUGAAACUUGUGAUGAUCUCAUGUGUCGUGAAGUAACCUCCUCUCGGAGGAUGGAUCGUGAAGUAGUAUCUGGUAAAAUGGAUCGCUUGAAAUACCCGGAAGAAAAAUCUAAUUUGACUUCAAGGAGACCUCACAAACGAUCACGUUAUGGUGACAUAAUAGCUUCGGGUUUUCCAAUUUCUGCUAGCUUUUCGACAGUACGUGUAGCUCUGAACUCUACGUCAACUAGACACUGUUGGAUGGUGGAUGCACUCCGUGAGAAUUUAAGUACUGAACUGAAUGGCUGGUGGGGAAGGCUUGUUUUCCGUCCGAAGCGCUGCCUGAUGACUUAUGCACUGAAACCAUCCAUCUCGUGUGUUUCCAACCCCCUAGAGUCCACUUUUGUGGUGGAAGACAUUUUGGUGAACCUUAGUGGUUCAAUCACCCCACAGAGAAAUUCGAAGGGAGUUGAAAGCAAUAGAAAGCUUUCUCUGAAUCUGGAACAGCAUCAUAGUCCUAUAGACUCCACUUAUGUGGUACAGGAAAAGAUUCUGGUAAAUUAUAGCGACGCUACAACUUCAACAAGGAGUCUUCUUGGAGCUAGAAAUCAUAGCGAGCCACUCGUCACUCAGGCCAAGCGUAACAGUGCAGCAAUUACACUUUCUCCUGUUUUUCUAAAGGAACCAUCCUGCAAGCCAACGACUCGAGGUGGUAUGUCGAACUCAAUCUCGAAUGUAUUUCAUCAAGCUGCUGAGCGCCUUCAGGACGAGCUUCUCGACCGUCUGGAGACAAUGGCUGUUAAAGACCACGCGGCCAUGAGUCGGGAGGCAGAAGCUACGUUUGCUGCUCUAGAUUGCUUGCUCUUGGAUUAUCAAGAUUUCAAGUGGCGCGUGGAGGAACUGAUCCGUUGUGCUUCACAGUUGGUUGAGAUUGACCGAGCUAUGCCCACGAGUGAUUCUUUUCAGAAGUUAGUCGAGAUUUGUUCUCGUGAGAGAGGGAGACUGGAUGAGAUCAACCACAAACAUGCUGAGGCAGUCGAAGCCCUGAUCAACAGCAAGAAGCAUGUAAAAGUUUUGCAAGAAGAGAUCUCUUCUACCCUGGACUGGCUUUUCCAGAUUGAAUCUGAUGUAUCUUGUUGUGAGGUUGAGAUGAGAUGUUUGGAGCUUCAGCUCGAGGAAACAUCCAAAAACAAGGAGGUGUUGGAGGGAAAGUAUUUGAUUGCAUCUAAAGAACUAGAAGAGUCACAGAAACUCCUCCUCGAGCAGAGAGAAGUGGAACGAAAUGCUGCAAAGGCUGCAUUCGACAGGGCAAGAGCGUUGCUACGAGGAUAGAACUCCACUGCACUGAGCUGCCUCUUUGUCCAUGUAACGUAUAUCUAGUUCGCUUUCUUGUAGCAUAUUAUACUUCAACUAAUCUAGUUCAACCUUUAAUAAUCCUAGGGCAUCUAGGAUAACAUUAAUGUCUAUUCUGAUCUGUAAUCUAUCCUUCUUGUAAAAUAAUAUCUUGUUAAAACUCCGACCCUCAUAGCCACAAAUCUGCACUUGGCAUUGUGGUUUGUUGUCUGAGAAUGUAAACUAUGUUGAAGCUAAAUAAUUAACUGUAGAAUUAAGCUAUUGCCUUA